Messenger RNA from Penicillium manginii, 2208 nucleotides. It is a transcript of the gene catA, whose product is annotated as catalase catA. Gene Ontology annotation, biological process: response to oxidative stress; hydrogen peroxide catabolic process. The record is from RefSeq and is a predicted model, not a curated record. Gene Ontology annotation, cellular component: cytosol. Bases 1 to 2208 code for a protein of 735 amino acids. NCBI's taxonomy places the organism in Eukaryota, Fungi, Ascomycota, Eurotiomycetes, Eurotiales, Aspergillaceae. Gene Ontology annotation, molecular function: catalase activity; heme binding. The transcript is spliced from 3 exons.
AUGGCAACUAUAGCUGCGUCAGAAGCAGCCGCCGAGGCCAAAACUAACUCCAUCUCAGCGGAUGGAAAGAUCGCAGACAUGAAGAAAGACACCGUCGAGAUAAAUGGCAAACAACACAUGACAACCGACUAUGGAAUUAGAAUCUCGGACCCGGAUCACUCGCUCCGUGUUGCGAGUGAUUCAAGUACCGGACCAUCACUCCUAGAGGAUCAAAUUGCCCGCGAGAAAAUUAUGCGCUUUGACCACGAGCGUAUCCCUGAGCGAGUCGUACACGCCCGCGGCACAGGAGCAUUCGGAACCUUCAAGCUAUUCGAAAGCGCCGAGGACGUGACAACUGCGGGUGUUUUGACGGACACUUCUCGCGAGACGCCACUUUUUGUGCGCUUCUCUACUGUGCAGGGAAGUAAAGGCAGUGCGGAUACCGUGCGCGAUGUCCGUGGCUUCGCGGUGAAAAUGUAUACAGCCGAGGGGAAUUGGGAUAUUGUCGGAAAUAAUAUCCCUGUGUUCUUCAUACAGGAUGCGAUCAAGUUCCCGGAUGUUAUUCAUUCUGUGAAGCCGGAGCCGCAUAAUGAAGUACCCCAGGGACAGAGUGCGCACAAUAACUUUUGGGAUUUCAUUUAUAUGCAUUCUGAGACUACGCACAUGAACUAUUGGCAAAUGUCCGAUCGAGCUAUACCACGCUCGUACCGCAUGAUGCAGGGCUUCGGUGUCAACACCUACUCCCUCGUCAACAAGCAGGGCAAGCGCCACUUCGUCAAAUUCCACUUCACACCCGAACUUGGCGUCCACUCACUCGUCUGGGAUGAGGCCUUGAAGAUAUGUGGACAGGAUCCAGAUUUCCAUCGCAAGGACUUGAUAUCCGCCAUCGAAGCAGGCCAGUUUCCUCGCUGGAAGUUUGGUCUUCAGCUUCUUCCCGAGGAGAAGCUUGAUGAUUUCGAAUUUGACCCUCUGGAUGCGACAAAAAUUUGGCCCGAAGAGCUAAUUCCAAUCCGAUACAUCGGCCAGCUCGAGUUAAACCGCAAUGUGGAUGAAUUUUUCCCACAGACCGAGCAAGCCGCGUUCUGCACCAGCCACAUUGUUCCGGGAAUUGAUUUCUCGAACGACCCCCUGCUGCAGGGUCGAAACUUCUCAUACUUCGAUACGCAAAUUUCGCGGCUCGGCGCCAAUUGGGAGGAAUUACCCGUCAAUCGGCCCGUCUGCCCGUACAUGAACUUGGUCAAUCGGGAUGGCGCCUCGAAACAUCGCAUCUCUAAGGGAACUGUCAAUUACUGGCCCAAUCGUUUCGAAGCAAAUCCGCCCGCCACGCCAGCCCAGGGUGGAUUCACUUCAUUCCCGGAGAAGCAACAGGGUAUCAAGACGCGUGCGCUGUCAGAGAAGUUCAAAGAACAUUACAACCAAGCCCAGGUUUUCUACAAUUCUCUUUCCGAGAUCGAGAAGAUGCACCUGGCCAAGGCGUUCUCUUUCGAACUAGAUCAUUGCGACGACCCAGUCGUCUACAAGCGCAUGAGCGAGCGCAUCGCGGCCAUCAGCCUCGACCUAGCAAAGACCGUCGCCAAGAACGUCGGUGGCGAGACGCCGACCAAGGAGCUGAGAGCAAACAAGGGCACUAAGGCAAAGGGUCUCAGUCAACUGGAGUAUAUGCCAAAGGAGCCUACCAUCGCGACGCGCCAAAUCGCAAUUCUAAUCGCAGACGGCUUCGAUUACAACGCGUACAACGCGAUGAAAACGAGUCUCGAGGCGCAGAAUGCCUUCGUUUUCACCAUCGGUUCCCAGCGCCAGGGUGUCGUCGCUGACUCGGGCCAAAAAGUCGUGCCGGAUCAUUUCUUUUCGGGGAUGCGGUCGACGCUAUUUGAUGCGGUCUUCAUUCCGGGUGGAAGCCAUGUGGAAAAGAGUCUUGCGAAGAAUGGCGUUGCGAAGUUUUGGAUUACUGAGUCGUUUGCUCAUCUGAAGCCUAUUUCUGGCGUCAAUGAGGCUGUGCCGUUUAUCAAACGCCAGAUUGGGUUGGAUGAGGUGAAGAGUGCGAAGAGCGGGGAGUCUUUGACGGAUUCUUAUGGCGUCGUUACCGGGUAUGGUGAUGCGUCAUCCUUGGAGGUUUCAAAUAUUGGGCCCCAGGCGAAGGGACUGGCGGAACGCUUUGUUUGGCAUGUCUCGCAGCAUCGGAACUGGGAUCGUGAGUUGGACGGAUUGGCCGAUCAAGUUGCUGCAUGA